AGAGACAGGGCUUACCAAACGCGGAACGCGGGACACGGGAACAAGUAAAUAGCUCUAGGCCAUAAUUCUGGGGACCCGCGACAGGGCAGGAUUGACGCAUUUCGUCUGCAGCUAAGCCGCUCUUCAGAGUUGCAAGCCCUACCUUUGCAACGUGUCAGAGGCAGGGACACAUCAUCUCUACCUUGUAACCAGCUGUGUGCGAGCUGGCAGUCCAAGAAAAUUUUACAAAAGCUACCACCCGCUGCAGGUAGCCAAAUAUGUCGGACUCCCCUCAAUCGCCUCCAAAGGAUGUCGAGCCAGGUGUACAAUCACCCGACGAUGAAGCACAGAUGAACGACCCUCAGGACCCACACGGCUCUGGCCUCGCCUAUGAGUUCGAGGUAAAAGAGCAGGACAGGUGGUUGCCCAUAGCCAAUGUUGCCCGUAUCAUGAAGACUGCUCUUCCCGAGAACGCCAAGAUCGCUAAAGAGGCAAAGGAAUGUAUGCAAGAGUGCGUGAGCGAGUUCAUCUCGUUCAUCACGAGUGAAGCUUCGGAGAAAUGUCAUCAGGAGAAGAGGAAAACUGUCAACGGCGAAGACAUCCUCUUUGCGAUGACGUCCCUCGGCUUCGAGAACUAUGCAGAGGCACUGAAGAUUUACCUCUCCAAAUACCGAGAACAGUCUCAGUCCAACCGAGGUGAAAACCAACAGAACAGGCCAAACAGCCAGGGUUACGGAGCAGGUGCGCCCAGCGGAUCUGGCGCCGCAGGAGCCUCUGGUUUCCAGGGAGGUGAUGGUACCGGCGGGAUCGGUGAAUCAGGCGAAGGCUACAUUUACACCCAGCCUAGUCACAACGGCGCGGCCGGCGAGACCUAUUAAGUCUCGCGCUUAGCGUCCGUAGAUGACAUGGGUCUAGGCUAGUUGAUAUCGCCGACCUGGUUAGUUAUAACCUUAGAUCUUCGAUUUUCACAAGGCGGCUUAUGCUCCCUUCGAGUGUGUAUAACUAUUGGGAUUUUGAGGGCUCCAGCAACACUACUCUCGGGAUAGGGGUCUUCUGCUCCUGUAUAUGAUGGGCUCACUAUGGAUAGGUAGUGAUGGACGAGGCUGCGCGUCAAAAGGGUUACUGGUUCUGCACUUUUCUCUUCGAUAGAUUCCCCGAGGCGUUCAUCCCCCGUAUUCGGUUCUCUGCGUUUCUCCUGAUCAGUUCUUGA
This is a messenger RNA of Annulohypoxylon truncatum, 1189 nucleotides long. Its product is annotated as nuclear transcription factor Y subunit B-3. The coding region runs from base 258 to 857 and encodes 199 amino acids. Gene Ontology annotation, cellular component: CCAAT-binding factor complex; nucleus. Gene Ontology annotation, biological process: regulation of transcription by RNA polymerase II. The record is from RefSeq and is a predicted model, not a curated record. Gene Ontology annotation, molecular function: protein heterodimerization activity; RNA polymerase II cis-regulatory region sequence-specific DNA binding; DNA-binding transcription activator activity, RNA polymerase II-specific. NCBI's taxonomy places the organism in Eukaryota, Fungi, Ascomycota, Sordariomycetes, Xylariales, Hypoxylaceae. The transcript is spliced from 4 exons.